This is a messenger RNA of Eruca vesicaria subsp. sativa (arugula), 1059 nucleotides long. The record is from the annotation of a GenBank genome assembly. Lineage: Eukaryota; Viridiplantae; Streptophyta; Magnoliopsida; Brassicales; Brassicaceae.
AUGGGUUGCUGUUCAUGUGAUUGCUUUGUCUACUUCGUCCUCUCUAUUGCUUUGGCUUUCAUGGCCGUCUCCACCACGCUACCUCCACGUCCAGAUUCCAACAUCGCAAACCCUAACAGACCGAUUAAUCAUCAUCAUCCUCUCUCUUUAAACGCCUCAAAAGCUCUAAGUCAAUCCAACUUCAAAGCAAUCGCCACUCUCCUCCACGUCUCUCCUGAGAUCUUCCUCUCUUCUUCUUCUUCUCCCAACACCACUCUCUUUGCCAUUGACGACUCUUCCUUGUACAACACGUCAUCUCUCCCUCCUCUGUUUCUGAAACAGCUUCUUCAGUAUCACACAAUCCCUCUGAGGCUUCCCAUGAAGGACCUCCUCGAGAAGCGUCAAGGAACAUGUCUCCCUACCCUUCUCCGUCACCAGAGCGUCCAAUUCUCCACCGUUGACAAAGAAUCAAGAACCGCAGAAGUGAAUCAUGUCAUGAUCUCACAUCCGGACAUGUUUCUUGGAGAUUCUUUGGUUAUUCACGGAGUUCUUGGACCCUUCUAUCCUAUGCAGGAUCAUAUCCUUCAUUCAUCUUUAUGUCAAUCUGACACAAACAAGACCAUUGUAGACGAAGAAGAUUCCCUCCCGGUUAAGAUAGAUUGGAAUAGGAUCAUUCAGCUGCUAAGCUCAAACGGUUUUGUCCCAUUUGCAAUCGGAUUACACUCUGUUCUCAACAGAAUCAUCGCAGAUCAACAACACAAGAACAUGACCGGAGUAACGAUUCUAGCCACACCGAGUCUGGUCUCACUGUCCUCUGCCUCUCCGUUGCUCUAUGAAGUCAUGAGACGUCACAUUCUUCCUCAACGACUCACCAAUAAAGACUUCUCUUCAAUACCUGAUAAAGCCUUACUCAAGACGCUGGAUCCUUACCACGAUCUCAUAAUCACCAGAAGAGGUCAUCUAGUUAACAAUUCAUCGUCACAGUCACAGUGUUUGAUGAUCUCUGGAGUUGAGAUUGUAGCUCCAGAUAUGUUCUCUUCUUCCAACUUUGUAAUCCAUGGAAUAUCACACACUCUAUAG